CAUCACUACUUUUAUUGCCUUUAGCCAUUACAGAGGUUUCCUUUCUUCUUAUCAACUCCUGUCCAGAUUUUUACUUAUAAUGGCUGUAGAAAUUCAAAAUUUUUGAGUUGCCCAAUAAGUCAGGUGUCUGCUUCGAAGUUUUUGUCAAUUUCAGUUGUUUAACAGUAAAUUGAUAGCAACUUUGAUUAGUGCUUCAUUUCACCAGUUGGGAAAAAUGGGAAGCAUGGAACUUAUAUCACAUGCAUACGAGGAAGACUUUGAUCCUGGAGGCAUGGCCAGACUGAUGCCUAACAAGGCAUCUAAGUGGCAAUGCCAUGGGCGGAGGACAAGUUUCACCUUCUUGGGCUUCACUUGUUCUUUUUACUCACAUUCCAAACAUUACUUCAAUCUUUUACUCACAUACCAAACAUUACAUAAAUCUAUGUUCAGAACUAAACUACAGCCCAAACACUCUAACGAUAACAUAAAAAACAACCUUGAUGACGCAAGUACUCCUAACUUAAACAACUUAAACCAGUAAAAAAUUCUUAAUAUUUACAAGACUGUGGUGGGUGAAAGAACUAAAAUAACAAAAAUUAUUUUAAGAAAAGCAGGAGGAACUGGGCUUGUGCUUUGAUAUUUCAGGGGUGUCUCGCUAGUUUGAGAGGCAGAUUGUGAAGAAAAUAGCAGUGGCCCAUCAUUUCUCCAAUAAGUUUUAUAUUUAAGAGACUUAGAGAAACAUUGUAAAAUGAAUUAAUGGGUUGAGGCUUUAGGUGCAUGGUGUUCUGUGCAAGAUGAGCCCAAGCCUGCCAUAUUUAAAUGAAGGGUGGCGCCAAGUUUUUGAAACCAACUGUAUCUCCUUCUCUUACUGGGCAGAUGGGUAUCCCGAAGCCACCAGCCUCCCUCCAUCUGUCACCAACGUACCACCAUUGGUUCACUCCACUCUUUCACCCCAUUUGUUCACAUCACUUACAGCUUCUCACUUUAAUUUUCUCAGUUUUUCUCUACCAUCUCAUGGCCUUUUCUCUCUCUACACCGGUCUUUCUGCACCACUUGACGCGUUUCUCUUGCUUUUUGGACACCUGGGCGAUCUCCACUCGCACCAUCUUACACCACCACAACCUUCUUCAACCAGAGUUUCACUCACUACAUAUGCUGCUAGUACUCUCUAAAGACUCAGACACACACACUUCUGCUCUAUCCAACACUUCUUUUGACCACCAACCCAACCCAAAAUACAACCAUUUUUGCAUUUAAAAUAAUGGCAAACAACUUCUCUUCACUACCAAGAACCACAGCCACUACCGAUAUUAACAGCACAAACACUAGUACCAUCAUGAACUUGAGGCAAACAAACAUGCCUUCUUCUCAAAAUUCCCAAUUCUCUAACCCUGAACCGGUGAACUUCCCUCCAACAUUGCCUACAACACUACCGCAGUACAUAUUGCAACCUCAGUAUAUGCAACCUUUCCAUCAAAGCAUGCAAUUUUCUUGCCCAUACCCUUUAGAACAGGCGGCUACUCAGUCCUUUGUUGCCUAUCCUGUCUAUCCCGUGUGGUUUGGACAAAACGAGAUCGGAAUUGGUGCUCCUAACGUGGUACCUUCAGGGUCGUGCUUUUGGCAACCAAAUAAUGGGGUGGUAAUGGAACAACAAAGAGGGAGUUUAGAUCCACAAAAGACCAAGAUUGCUAGGACUAAUAGAAAACUAGCGCGCCAAAGGAACCUUAUUCUGCAGAGAAAUGCUUCUUCUGGUAGUUCUUCAAUUGCGUGUUCCUCAACUCAUAUGAAUGCAAGGAGACUUGCAAUGUAUAGUGCUGAGAACAUCAACAAUAAUAGAGAUCAGUAUAACUUUUGCACUCCUGAUAACAAAAGACUAAGAGUGUUGCUGAAGAAGGAGUUGAAGAACAGUGAUGUGGGGUCUCUUGGAAGGAUUGUUCUUCCAAAGAGAGAAGCUGAGGAGAAUCUUCCUAUUCUCUCUGAUAAAGAAGGAAUUCAAGUAGUGAUGAGAGAUGCCUUCUCUGAACAAUUCUGGACUCUUAAGUUCAAGUACUGGUGCAACAAUAGAAGCAGAAUGUAUGUUCUUGAAAACACAGGAGAAUUCGUAAGGCAAAACAGGCUACAGAUUGGAGAUUCCCUUACUCUUUACGAGGAUGAGAACAAGAGCCUCGGGCAGUAUUUCUCCAUAACAAAGGUGGAAAACCAGACCAGACCAGAGGCCGAAUCAUCUUCAUUCAACCAACACUAUAUAAACCAGAACAACACAUACAACUAUCAUACUCAAAUUACGCCGCAAGCUAGAGACGAAGAAGAAGCGUCUUUAGCACUACUAAUAGAACAGCUUCAACAUAAGGAACAACAAGAAGCAUACAAUCUCAUGGCAUUGCCUAUGGAAAGUAGUUCUUCCUCAUAUAGACAACUUGAUGAAGCGAGUAACAGUACAUCUAACAACAUUACUAACACAGGAAUCCAUCCCUACUCAGCAGAAGCUGCCGCACAACUACCCUCAUUAUCGAGGGAUAACAUUAGCAUCACAGAUGAUCAUCAGAAUAACAGUAGUACUGAUGAUUGCUAUGGUGGUCUGGGAAUGUUACCCGAUGUCAACCAGUAUAAUUUUUUGCUUUGAACAUGAGCAACAGCUUCAUGGAUUAAGGGGAGGGAUAAUUUGUCAGUGUAAAGACUCCAUGGUUAAUAUGAUUCAUGGAUGAUUGAUUAGUUUCCAUUUUUAUAGUGAUACAUGAUUGUUUGGGGAAAAUUGCAACGCUAAGAGGGGGAAUAAUUAGAGUCUUUUUUGUAUAUUACUUUAAAUUUAGUAGAGAUAGUUAUUCUCUUACUUAAUUUUCUGAAUGAUGUACAUCAAUACAUAGUGAAUACAAUUGUUUACAAUCAAUACUUUUCUUAA
Mangifera indica (mango) is the source of this 2878-nucleotide messenger RNA. Its product is annotated as B3 domain-containing transcription factor LEC2-like. The coding region runs from base 1241 to 2602 and encodes 453 amino acids. Gene Ontology annotation, molecular function: DNA binding; DNA-binding transcription factor activity. The transcript is spliced from 8 exons. The record is from RefSeq and is a predicted model, not a curated record. Lineage: Eukaryota; Viridiplantae; Streptophyta; Magnoliopsida; Sapindales; Anacardiaceae.